GCGAAUGCGGGCAUUUUCGGGAUUUGUACGCCAAUAAUUAUCAGAAGUUAAUUACUGGCCCCAAGUCCACCUGGAAACGUUCAGACGGCUCCCCAAAUCCUCUUAUUGCAGCCAGCUUCCCACGCCCGGCCGGGUGCCGUCAUUGUCCACGAGGUCCGCAUCUGCACUAGCAGAAACAAGAAGUGUCAACUCGACGUGGUGACCAUAUCGGCAUGCAAUGUAUAGGGCAGACCACUCAUGGAACCCUCGGCAGUCCACCUCCGCGUUGGCCCGGACCAGCUCUGCAUCAACUGCAGCGUCCCCGAAUCGGGCGGCCGGUAUCAGUGGCGUCCGUCCGUUGGAGCUGGCGGUGUUGGGAGCUGCCCCCGAACGCAGGAGAUCUCUCACACAGAUGGAACAGCUUUUGCGCGUCGUCUAGUGGAGGGCCGUCUCCGCUCUCCGGUCGGUGUCGGAGGGCGGUGCCUUUAGUGCCACUAGAGAGCGUAGUACAUGGUGAAGACAUUGCUCAACGGAGCCGGAUUGGGAAUUCGUCGUUUAGCGACAAUCACAAUGACGGCGAUAUCGACAACGAUGGAGGUUCUGACGCUGAUAGCGACUACACUUUGGAAAUAGCGAACAGCAAUGGCAAUCCUGCUCUAAUAAGGGACGGCAACGGGAACGGCCACAGCGACAGCGACAGCAACGUCUGUCUGCCAAAGAACGCAUACCACCUGUCAAAAAAAAAAACUUGGCGGUCCGAACCCCUGCCCAGCACCUCCCCUGCCCGAUUAGCCACACUACCACAUUCCCCUACCCGCGGAGACAAGCUCGCAACAAACGGCAUAACUUGCACUGUUCUGGGGGGACAAAAUUUCUAAAGACUCCGCUGGGGAGUUCCGCAUGGGCCUAAAUAGGGCACGGGACUGGAACCGAUUGCCCAUGUGUCCUCCAGAACACCUGACUGCACCGAUGUUGACGGGUCCAGUGAAUCCGCAGCCAUAUGCCUUGCCUCGCACUAAAUCUGCUGUGAAACGUUGACUGCCUUGUU
Phialemonium atrogriseum is the source of this 1027-nucleotide messenger RNA. RefSeq lists its product as uncharacterized. Lineage: Eukaryota; Fungi; Ascomycota; Sordariomycetes; Cephalothecales; Cephalothecaceae. Bases 213 to 857 code for a protein of 214 amino acids. The transcript is spliced from 2 exons. The record is from RefSeq and is a predicted model, not a curated record.